AUGAUGCGCCGUCUUGCUCUUCAGCCUGUGGCCCGUCGUGUGGCUGCCGCUUCACCCUCCGCAUUGGUUGUGCGCCGGGCAUCCACCGUAGCCAUCUCUGUGCAGGGCCUGCACUACGUCGGCACCGGGCUCGCGGCUAUUGCGCUGGCCGGCGUUGGCCUCGGCAUUGGCACCAUCUUCGGCAACCUGCUGGUCGCCUGCGCGCGGCAGCCAAACCUGACGAAGAUGCUGUUCAACUACGCCAUUCUUGGUUUCGCCCUGACGGAGGCUAUCGGCCUGUUUGCGCUGAUGCUUGCCUUCCUGAUGCUCUUCUCGUAG
Molecule: messenger RNA, 318 nt
Organism: Trypanosoma grayi
Lineage: Eukaryota; Euglenozoa; Kinetoplastea; Trypanosomatida; Trypanosomatidae
Product: ATPase subunit 9
Exons: 1
Coding region: 1-318 (105 amino acids)
Biological process (GO): proton transmembrane transport; proton motive force-driven ATP synthesis
Molecular function (GO): proton transmembrane transporter activity
Source: RefSeq, a predicted model, not a curated record